AUGCGUCACGUGCUAUUCAAGCACAGCAGCCACUCGGGUGUGCCUAUAUCGAGGGACGAGCUCAAUAAAGUCAUUUCCGCGCAGCUGGCCGGCCGGCGCGUGACGGGGCUGCCGGGCGUGAUUAUAAAGGAGGCCCAGGCGCGGUUCCCAGCCGCUCUGGGGUUCGAAAUGAAGGAGCUUGAAAGAGGGACGCGGGGAAGAGGGGGAGGCGGAGGGGGAGGGGGACAUGACGGGGAUGAGGGUGGGGAGAGAGGGGGAGAAGACGGGGGGGGGACGGGGGAGGAGGUAGGGGGGGAGGAGGGGGAGGGGGUGCGAAGGAUGCAAGCAGCAGGCAGUGCGUUCACCACUGUGGUGUGUGCGCUGAUCAAAGGCGCUGGAGGAAGCAUCCCGGCAGAGAAGUUGUGGGCGCUUCUGGGGGCAAUGGGGGUGCGGCGGGGGGAGGAGAGGCACCCGCAGUUUGGGAACGUGGAGGAGAGCUUAAAGCGCAUGGAGAAGCAGAGAUACGUGAUUCUGGUGAAAGGGGCACGUGGGGCGGGAGGGGAGGAGGAGUGGACGUAUGAGCUGGCAGAGCAUGCCCGGCAGGGCAUCGGAGCAGAGAAGCUGCAGAAGCUUUUCAACGAGGUGAGGGAGAGGGGGUUUUCCUGUAGCAGACGAGAGGAGAGGGCAGGGGUAAAUAGAGUGGGCACGGCGUAUGAGCUGGCAGAGCAUGCCCGGCAGGGCAUCGGAGCAGAGAGAUUGCAGAAGCUUUUCAACGAGGUGAGGGAGAGGGCAGAGAGAUUGCAGAAGCUUUUCAACGAGGUGGGAAUAGAGUGGCCGUAUGAGCUGGCAGGGCAUGCAUGGCAGAGCAUUGGAGCAGAGAGGCUGCAGAAGCUUUUCAACGAGGUGAGAAGGGCCUUCCUGAGGAAACGAGAUGAGAGAGAGGGCAGGGGUAUAAUGAGUGGGCUUAUGAGCUGGCAGAGAGCAUGCCCGGCAGGGUAUUGGCACUCGUUGAGAUGA
Closterium sp. NIES-65 is the source of this 996-nucleotide messenger RNA. NCBI's taxonomy places the organism in Eukaryota, Viridiplantae, Streptophyta, Zygnematophyceae, Desmidiales, Closteriaceae. The record is from the annotation of a GenBank genome assembly.